CGUUCUGCGCCAUGAGAAUGGAUCCAGAGCAAAACGGAGAAAAAGACACUACCCUGGAUUUGGACUCGGAGCCUGAGAGUCCUUUAACACCUCCUGCAGAUCUAUUAGAACCACUGGGCCAUUAUGAAUGGACUUUUUGUGAUCACAGCAGGAAAAAAAUAGUUCCACCUCCCGAUGUGAUGAGAAAGUUCAGUGAGCAGAGAAACAGUCCUGUGCUCCUGGAGUGCAGGAUCCCAAGGAUGACAGAGGACAUGGCUAGGAAUAUGCUCCGCAGCUUUGUCCAUUCCAAAUGUUGCUAUGGCAACAGAGCUGCAGAAGAGCUAGUCAUCCAGGAACUGAAGCAGCAAACAUUUUACAGAUAUCGUCUGGAGACCUUUAAUGAAACAAGAUUAAGUGAAUGGAAUUUUGAACCUUAUACUAAUAAUUUGGUAGAUGGGCCACAAAAUGGUUCAUCUCCUCGACUGUGGGACAUUAACGUCCAAGGUCCACUGAUGUUUCAGGAAGAUACAAAGAAGUGUCGUGUACCUCAUUCUUCUUUAGUCAAGGAAUGCCACAAGUGUCAUGGCCGCGGCCGAUACAAAUGUAGUGGCUGCCAUGGUGCAGGAAGGAUGAGGUGUGUUACAUGUAGUGGAGCCAAACAUAAAACAAAGCAUCAGAAGCAUCAGAAACAUCAGAAACGGUGCCAGAUGUGUUCAGGUACUGGCCGGAAAAGGUGCAGCACUUGUUCUGGAAGAGGCAACAAAACCUGUGCAACCUGCCAAGGGGAGAAAAAGUUGCUCCACUUCAUCCAGCUGCUAAUAACUUGGAAGAACAAUGUUUAUGAAUUCAUUUCUGAGCAUCAGUCAAAGUUUCCACGAGAACUUCUCAGUAAAGCCAUAGGAGAGAACAUAUUUAAAGAUGAAAACACACUGGUGUAUCCUCUUGUUGGCUUUCCUUAUCCGGAGAUCUCUCUGGCAUCACAAAGAGCUAUUGCAGAGCACAAUGCAGCAUUCACUAGCACAUCUCGCAUUCUACAGCAGCGUCAGACCAUUGAGCUGAUUCCUGUCACUGAGGUUCACUAUCAAUAUGCAGGGAAGACAUACCUUUAUUAUGUCUAUGGAAUGGAGAACAAGGUACAUGCCCUGGACUAUCCAGAGAGGUACUGCUGUGGCUGUACCAUCAUCUAACAGUGGAAUGUCUUGCAAAAUGGAUUCCCUUAAUACAAAACAAGCAAUUCUUAUGGCUCGCUUAUUAACAUGUGUGCAAAUGGCUGUCCCUCUUCAUGCCAGCAAGAGCAUUUUGCAAGCUUUUGAGUUGACAUAGGCCUGGCAUCAGAAGGCAGUCCUUAUAGACUCUCAAGUUUUCUCUAUGCUCCAGUUUCAAUAACUCAUACAACUGUGUCCCUUUUGAAUAAAACAGUUGAAGUUUUUUUUUCCUAGAAAGAGUAACUUUAGGAAGAAAACAUGAACAUAGAAACUCUAGAAAAAGUUGCAUCUAGAAUAAAACAAGCAGAUGAAGCAAAGUGCUACAAAAGCACAGUUUGCAAACUACAGUACAUGUUGAUUGCUAUUGCUAUGAUUUGCUUUAGAAAGCAAGGAGAUUGAUAGAUUUUGCUUAGAGCACAGUACAGAAACUUGCAUUUUGUAGAGAAAUAUGUAGUAUUUUAUUGAUGUGCAGCCUUACAGCUGGAUUUUAACAUGUUUUCUAUUCAAAUGCCAAGCAGUGUAUAUUAUAUUGAGCACAGGGUAUUUUUCUGUAAAGAAGACAAAUAUUAUGUAAUAUUUCUCAGAUUUCAUUUUGCUGUGCAUAAUGUCUCACUAGAUAGGGAAGGAGCAACAGCUAGACAGCUGGAGCAUGCGCAUGUUCAGGUCCCUUUCUCAUGCACAAAUGUGGUAACCCUUUUCAGGCAUUCAGUCUAUGGCUAUUCACACUCAUUUAAAAGUCAGACUAGAGCCUAGGUGUGUUUUCCUAGCCUGGAAAAGCAAGGUUCCCCAAAGCAUGGAAAAUAUACAUGUAGGUUCUGUGCAAGCUUUCAAAGGGAUGUGUGAGACUGGGAACAGGGAGAGCAUGUGAUCCUAUGUGUAUUGGAAUAAUGUAUGAAAAGGAUUAUUACCUGCUUGACAAAUAUAUUACUGUUACUAAAACCAAGUACCUCAGUGUUCCCACAUGUAUCAAUGAACAAUUACUUUAAUGUGCUACAAAACUGCAGCACAAAAUCCCCAUGUUUGUAAUGUAUGAAAUGAUCUUAUCUUGCUUACCCAUGUUAUUUCAACCUUUCCUCUUUCCUGCUUAUGAUAUACAGGGAAAUAAUAAACUGAAAUGUUUGUUUGUU
Molecule: messenger RNA, 2311 nt
Organism: Hemicordylus capensis (graceful crag lizard)
Lineage: Eukaryota; Metazoa; Chordata; Lepidosauria; Squamata; Cordylidae
Gene: SSUH2
Product: ssu-2 homolog
Exons: 12
Coding region: 12-1166 (384 amino acids)
Source: RefSeq, a predicted model, not a curated record